ACCGUGAGCGCAUUUUGAACAUCAAACAUGGCUGCGGUAGAUUUCGGAGACACUGAACUCUUCGAGCAGUUCGAGGAGAAAGUGCCAGUCGCUAAACACAUUCGAAUGACACAUAAUGAUGAUGACGACGACGAAGAAGGUUCAGAUCAACUUCGACAGUCAUUAGAAGAGUGCGAAGAGAGAAUACAACGUCUGAAUGCAGAGAAUGAGGAACUGAAGAGAAAGUUAAAUAUAUUAAGUCGUCCUAUGGGUAUAAAAAUUGAAAAUUCCAAAACCGAUGGGCCACUGUACCAAGUUCUUUUUGGAAACAAUAGCAUUUCCAAGCAACAUCGGCAAGAGAUUGAAGACUUCAUCUUCCAUCUUGUCCAGAAACACCUACAUGAGCAGAACAAUGUUCCAGACGGCUCUGCUCUUCAUGUCAACCCACAUUAUUCAAGUUUUGUCAUGGAGGAGAGCUACAAAAAGAAGGCUUCCUGUACCUCCAAACAUAUCAAAGAUGCUUUCAGUAUGAUAGGGAGUGUUUUGUACUUCACCAACUUCUGCAUUGACAAACUUGGCCAACCGCUGCUGAAUGAAAACCCUCAACUUACUGAAGGAUGGGAAGUUCCCAAAUACCAGCAGGUCUUUGGCCAGGUCAUUGCCUUUGAAGGCCAAGAGGUGCAAAUAAAGGAGAAAAGACCAAGACCAUGCUGUUUUAACUGUGGUUCUGUGGACCAUCAGCUGCGAGACUGUCCAGAGCCUAAAGAUAUGGCUCGCAUCAAUGAGAAGAGGAGGGAGUUUUCACAGAACAACAAUCAGAGCAACCAGCGAUACCAUGCAGAAGAGGUCGAGGAGCGGUUUGCAAAGUACAAGCCAGGAAAAGUGAGUCAAGAGCUUCUUGAUGCCCUUGGGGUCACAGCAAACACCCUUCCACCGUUCAUCUAUCGCAUGAGGGAGCUGGGCUACCCGCCUGGCUGGUUAAAAGAAGCAGAGAUGGAAAACUCUGGUUUAAUGCUCUAUGAUGGCAAGGGAACAAAUGAUGGUGAGCGUUCUGAAGAUGAAGAAAACCUCAGCCAAAAGAUAUCUUAUGAUGUCUCCCGGCUGGUUGAUUUUCCUGGAUUCAAUGUCAAUCCACCACCCAACAUAAGGGAUGACUUCAGGUCUUUUGGAUCCAUUCCCAUGCAGCCUCAGCACUGGAAACAAAAUUUUGCUGCUUUUUUGAGCAAUACUUUUCCAGAGCCUGGCUCUAACUGCAAUAAGAGACGUCAUGAGUCUGAAUCAACACCCGAGCAGACAAAGAAACGGAGAUCCAGUUCAGACCCACGCCACGGUUCUGAUAUGGAGAUAGAGUCAGAUCAUGACACACCUCAAAAUAGACCUGAUGGAUUCCAGUUCCAAACACCACUCCCUCCUGGUUCUUCACCUGUAGGCAUUCCUCCACCCCUACCACUGGGAACGCCUCCCACCACGCCCACCCCACCUCCACUCCCUAAAGGUACUCCACCUGCUACUCCACCCACACAUUAUUCUCCAUCUAGUCGAAUGAGAGGCAUGGCUGAUGGGGAGGAAUCAGAAGAUGGGCUAACCCUAGAAGAACUUGAGGAGCAGCAAAGGCUUCUUUGGGCAGCCCUCGAGAAGGCAGAUACUGCAACUAACAGCGAUUCUGAUGCAGGAGCUUCCGGGACCCCUGUCCCAAGUUCCCCCAGUAUUUGCACUCCUGUCAGGCCUGAUACAGAAGAGGAAGAACAACAGGUUAAGAUGGAGAACUUGAGUCAUGCAUAUGAAAUCAUGAGCACACCUGCUUCACCCAUUGAAGAGUCAGAGGCCAGUGUUUGUGAGGAUGAGACAGAGAGAAUAGAUGAAACAACUAGUGAUGGAGAAGUAAAACAUUCGAUAAAUGAAAACGUGAUCAAUUCGCAACCAGACAUGGGUGACAUUAUUGUCCUGGAUGAAAUUUAUGAGCAAAAUGAUGAUCAAGAUGCAUCGAAUAUCACUGAAGCCACUCCACAAACAAGCACGCAAGAGUCAAACGCUCCAGCGGUUGAGAACACAGUGGAACCUGAAAUAAAUAAAGUAACUUUCGUUCCACACCGUAGCAAAUUUGCUGCAGGAAUAAUUCCUUUUGAGGACACGCCUGAGUUUACAGAGGUCGCUGAAGCAACAGGGGUUUACCUCAAGAUUCGAGAUCUUCUCAAAAGCUCCCCAAGAAAUCAGGCCAAAAACAAAAAAUAAUUGAAGACGUCUGUUUUUUUUAACUUGUGGCCCACGAAUGCUUUUUUUCUUACUGUUACCCAGUCAGUUUAUAUGUAGUGUAACUUUGGUGAUCUGUUUCUUUUUUUACGGGUUAUCAAUAGUGUGAUUUGCAUCAUUUUAAAAAAAGAAAAUAACAAAAAACACAGAUUGGCACAUUUGAUCUUCAUGUACCUGGACAUUAACUGGCUUUUUUACUUCAGAUUUACUGUGCUGUAGAUAAUUUUUUUUAUUCUUCCUGUUGAGUUAUUUGGGUCCUUUUUGCUACAUCUUGUGGCAUGCUCAGUUGUAUGCCUAGCACAGUUAAUUUGUGUAAUUUAUUAUGAAUAUCUUUCAUCUUAAAUAAUUUCUUAAAGAUUCUGACCGUUUAUAAUGGUGCCCACUUCACUGAAUUAAAAUUUUUAACUAGAGAAUGGUAGUAAAAGCAAAUCAUUUCACUUUUAAUAUUUCAAUAUAAAGUUGUUGCUCCCUGUCACCACUCAACCAGGCCCAGGUGAAUUAUUUCUACAGUUUUCACUAGGGAUGUGCGAGAGUGGUUGACUAAACGGUUCUGAUGCUGCUAGUCAACACUAGAAUUACUAGUCGCUUUAUAUUUUUACAAAGGCUGCGCUUAAAUUGAUGUUCAUGUUACACAUUUUAAAUAUAAUUAUACAAAUACUAUUAAAAAAAGUUAAUAUCUGGAGCAGAUACAAAGUUUCAUUUCACCUCACGGCAUGCAUAGGAAAAUGUCCUCUCACUGGACAAGCAAACUCAGCAAAGUAGCUAUGAAAUCACUUCGGUGGUGGUGCGGGAAGAAGAUUUCCAAAAUGUUGGCUUGAAAGUCGCUAUGGAUGUUUUCACAUUUGAGUCUUUAAAUCUGUGCGUGCUUGUAAGUUAUUUUCCUGCUGAGUGGGCUUUUUCAAGUGCAGGAUAAUUGCCUCAGGUGAGUCAGGUCCGUCUUUCACAAGACCAUGUUGACAUGUUAAUUUUGCUCAUCAAAAAUGUAUGCUUUUAAGUAGCCUAGAAAAUUACUGUUUUAACCUGGAUAUGCCUUUUUUUUUUUUUUUUUACAGAGUGACUAUUUGCACCCCGAUCUAAAUAGCAUCUGCCACACAGUGCAGCUAUAGGUGUCGCUGCAGUGGCGUGGGGUGUAAGGAUGGUGUGAAUGCUCUGUUGUCUUGGCGACCAUGGUUUGAAUCCUCAUUUUGUCCCACUCUUAUUCCCAUCUGAUUUCCUGUUUCCACUCUUAAUAUUUCCUUUAAUAUUACUAAAUAUAAUAGAUAAAAAUGAAUGUAAAUGUUGAUUUCAUCACAGUGGUAUGGUCACGGUGAAUGUCGAGGAGUGUAGAGAAGGGUUUGAUCCGGAGGCGGGGUCUGUCGAUCGCACUCAUUCGGCUCGGCAUAGCUUGUGUGUAUAUUGCAUCAUACUAUAGUAAUAUUGUAGUAACCAUGUUUUUUUGGUUUUUUUGGCAGAAACCAUAGAUGCAGUUAACAAUGGUGUUGCUACAGUAAUAUGGUGGUAAUAUACAGUAUUGUGCAAAAGUGUUAGGCACUUUAAGAUGUUUCACAAAAACAUUUGUCUUAAGAUGGUUAUUUAUAUCUUCAGCUUUAGUGUGUAAAUAAGAAAUAUACAUUUUAGACUCUCAAACAUUCCUUUUGCAAAAAUAAUAGAAUAGAAGAACAGGGAGCCAUGCAACAGAUGGCAUGGCCCCCACUGAACAUAGAGUCAGUUUGGGAUAUACAUGAAGAGACAAGCAAUUGAGACAUCCUUAAUAAAUAGAAGAACUGUGGCAAAUUCUCCAAGAAGCUUAGAACAUCCUAUCUGCCAAAAACAAAGAAAAACUGUGUCCAGGUGUGCUUAGGAGAAUUGGUGCUCUUUUGAAGGCAAAGGUGGUUACACCAAAUAUUGAUUUAUCUUUUUUAUGUUCACUGGACCUUGUAUGGUGUUAAUUGAUAAAUGAAAACUAUUGCACAGUACUGUAACCACAGUUAAUUUUGUGGUUACUGCAAUUUAUAACAAAAUACCAUGGUGAAACUGGUUUCUGUAGUAAGACCAAGGUUAUUUUUUCUAAGGUAAGGUUAGGAUUAGGGGUAAGGGUUAAUGUAGUGAGUAUGUGGAACUCUAAAUAAACACAAACACUGCAGUGAUGCCCAUUUACUGUAUGCUAGUAUAAAUAUGGGUGCAAAUUGUAUCUGACACUAUUUGCACCAGGAUUGGGGUGCAAAUAAUAUCUGACACUUUGCACUGGGGUGUAAAUAGCAUGUACCAUUAUUUGCACUAGUGUGCAAAUAUCAUCUGCCUUUUUUUUUUUUUUUUACCCUGCUGAUUAAGAAGGCUAUUUUCAACUAUGUGCCAACUGCUUAAUGGAUGAAACUAUCUUUUGUUCUGUGUGCAGGCACGUCAUGUUUAGAAUAUAUUAGGGUUUACGGCAGCAUCCCGCAGAUCUGACCCAUUCUUCCCCGAAGUUCAUAACAAACUGUCUAACUGUCCCUUCUCUGUGCGCUCGCGCAGUGACGCCAUCCUCUCUAAUGUGGAUCAUGGGGAAGAAAAGGGUUAUGCCCAACUACCCCCUGUGGAGGAGGCUGUAGCAGCACACCUCUGCCCAGCGAGUAAACGGAUUGUGGAAAUCACACCCCAUACAUCCUUCCAAACCAUGUCGACAAACGUCCCCACUGGUGGGAAAAGCUUACUCAGCGGCAGGACAAGCUGGAUCAGCACUCCGCAGUGUUGGUGCUCCAGGUAUUUCAAGCCAAGCUCCUCAAGCAAAUGGACGAGCACGGCUUCAAUCCAGAGACAUUCAGAGAACUCUGCACCAUUACAGACUUAGCGCUGCAUGCCACGAAAGUCACUGUGUAGGUCAUUGGCAAGUCCUUGGGCAACCUGGCAGUUCUUGAUCGACAUAUAUGGCUGACCCUCACAGAAAUGAGUGAUAAGAUAAAAGCCACUCAGUUGGAUGCUCCAGUGCCUCCAGCCAGCCUCUUUGGCGGCUCUGUGAAUAAGUUUGCUGAGCGUUACGUCGCAACUCAGCAGCAGUCACAGGCUAUGAGACACUUUAUGCCCAAAUGGAGUAUAUCACAGCCGGUUCGCCCUCGCUCUGUUUUGAGCCAGCACCCGAAUAAAAGCCCCAUACCUGCUGCCUCACCAGCACCUGCAUAUCAGCAUGCACAGCAAAAGCGCUCCUGACGGGCACAACCCUUUGAAGCGGAAAGCAGAGCCCGCGGUUCCCUCCGGGUCUGCUCCAAAAAAAGGCUUGAUUAGAGACACAAAACACUGUUCCCCAUCUCCCCACUACUGUUUGUCAGGAAAGGAAUAUUAUUGUUCACAAUAUUGUUCAAAAUGUUGUUCCUGUGUCUUGCACUCAAAUAAAUGCAAUAAAAAAAA
Molecule: messenger RNA, 5589 nt
Organism: Myxocyprinus asiaticus (Chinese sucker)
Lineage: Eukaryota; Metazoa; Chordata; Actinopteri; Cypriniformes; Catostomidae
Product: zinc finger CCHC domain-containing protein 8-like
Exons: 14
Coding region: 28-2211 (727 amino acids)
Cellular component (GO): catalytic step 2 spliceosome
Molecular function (GO): RNA binding; zinc ion binding
Source: RefSeq, a predicted model, not a curated record